This is a messenger RNA of Odontomachus brunneus, 3344 nucleotides long. Its product is annotated as transmembrane protein 120 homolog. Lineage: Eukaryota; Metazoa; Arthropoda; Insecta; Hymenoptera; Formicidae. Gene Ontology annotation, cellular component: membrane. The record is from RefSeq and is a predicted model, not a curated record. Bases 250 to 1296 code for a protein of 348 amino acids. The transcript is spliced from 6 exons.
AGACGUGUAUUCGACGUGCGUCGUGUCGCAGUUGUAUCACACUGCAUUCUACCGCACACGCCGUUUCUAUCUACACUCUUUCGCACUCUCUCGCACCUUCCUCUGCUUCUGUUGCUAGCUUUAUUACAUUUCAACUCGAGUGCGGAAAGUACAUUCGAGUGCAACUGAAAGAAAUCAAGAGACGAUCCGUCGAGACAGACACAGACGUGUUCUCCGAUUGAGCCCCAUUGGACGCUUGUUGCCGUCGUGAUGGACAUCGAUGCCGGGUCCUGCAUCCAGGACUGGGACGAUCUAACACAAGAAUACAAGAACCUCGAGGCACUAAACAGGGAGUAUCUUGCAAAAUUAGAGGAGGUUGGUGAACUGCAAGCAAAAUGUGUAAAAGAGAUUUCUCAUCAAAGGUAUCGGAUGAAUGCUAUAUCUAAAUCCAUGAAACAUUUGAAUAUAAAGGGGGCACAAGAGAAAUUACAGAAAUCUAUGAUAAGAAGAGAACAACAACUUCAUGAAAUAGAGCAAACUUUGCCAAAAUCAAAUGGCACAUACCUCCAAAUUAUUCUGGGCAAUGUCAAUGUAUCUAUAUUAAACAAAAGUGAUAAAUUCAAAUACAAAGAUGAAUAUGAGAAAUUUAAAUUAGUCUUAUCAGUAAUUGGAUUUGUUUUGUCUGUGUUAAAUCUGUUUAUCAAUAUAAGGACUCUAGAACUUAGUUUUAUGUUCCUCCUGGUCUGGUAUUAUUGCACAUUAACAAUAAGGGAAAGCAUACUUAAAGUGAAUGGUUCAAGAAUUAAAGGCUGGUGGAGAUUUCAUCACUUCCUCUCAACUGUAGUAUCUGGUGUUUUACUAGUAUGGCCAAACACAGGAGCGUGGUACCAAUUCCGUGGCCAGUUCAUGUGGUUUAACGUAUAUAUCAGCGUAGUUCAAUACUUACAAUUUCGAUACCAACGUGGCGUCCUGUAUCGAUUAAAAGCAUUGGGUGAGAGGGACAACAUGGACAUCACCAUCGAAGGAUUCCAUUCGUGGAUGUGGCGUGGUCUUUCGUUCUUGCUACCAUUCCUUUUUCUAGGCUACCUUUUUCAGCUAUAUAAUGCAUACACAUUAUAUAAGCUGACGUUCCAUCCAGAAGCGACAUGGCACGUGCCGGUGCUUAGCGCAAUGUUCCUAGUACUGUUCCUGGGCAAUAUAACAACUACCAUUAUGGUGAUUCCUCAAAAACGUCGGGAACAUGUGAAAGACCAUCUGUUCGCGUCUACGGAGGAAAACGCACACGAUAAAGAGAACAAGAGUGCGAAGAACGAGUAAAAAAAGAAAAAAAAGACACGAUACUUCCGGCUAAUCGGUUGGUUGGAGCCACAACUAGGUUAUUGAAGCCGGAUUACAACGAGGAACUAAACAGAUGAGACUAUUUUGUUGUAUAUGGUGCUGGUGUCAGUUUUUUCUAACGUAACAACGGUACUUAUCUUUUUUUCUUUCUUUCCGCUGCGUUGUCGUUGCGCUCGAAUCGUAUGCAUGAAGAAAAAACGAAUAAACAGGCAAGUUAAUCGAAAGCAUGACACGUUUAUAAAUGACUUCGAAUGCGCAACGUGAAGCGUUUUCGAUUAUGCUCUUGAACAAAGUUUGCCAUCGAGUAUUCUCUCGUGAAUACUCUUUCUACAGGCUGUCCUGAAAUAAACGAACUCAAUCUCGACGAUAUAUUUUGCAAUAAGUUUUGAGUCGAUUCUUUUUGAGAGAAAGUGAAUAAGAUUUUCCUGCUGUCUUCCUAUUUUUAAUUCCGUAAGAUACGUGUAGGUUUGAAGAUUCCGUGUUAAGUCGAAAUCUGCUAAUAGUACACUAAAAGAUGUUACUUCAUUCCUUUAUCUUUUUUACGUUACAUUCUAUUAUACAAAAUUUUCAUUUUCAAUCGCUAAAUUAUCCAAAGACGACGCAGUAUUUUGUCACAUGACUAACUUUUAGCAAAUUUAUAACAAAUUUUAUGCCGGAUUUAAAUAUGUAAUCAGAUUUUUAUAUCACCAAAGAUUUUAAUUUGAUUUUUCCAUCACACGAGAUUUUAAAAUUAUUAAAAUAUUUUAGUUCAAAGGGAUAUAUAAUUUCUCGCAAGUUAUAUAUUUCCAUAAAAACUAGAGUGAGAAAAAAAUUCCGAGUAUAUAUAUGAAUUUAGCACUAAAAAUCUGCAUGAAGAAUAUUUCGAGUAAUCUAUGUGACAAAAUGACUGUCGAAUAGUGUUGUUCAACGUCUAAGUGUGAAAGAAGAUGAAUUCUAAAACGGUCAUAGGAUCGUCGCAGUUCGGCCUGAUUAUUCCGGGACAUCCUGCAUACGAUUUUCAUUCAGAUUACAUCGAACACACGCAUUUAUUUUCAAUCGCAUUAACAUUGAACUGUCAUGCUAUAUCAUGAUAGUGAUCGCGUAUCGGCGUCAUAUUGGAUGAGAGAUCGAUGUCGAUUAAUUUAUUCGCGGAAACGUAUAUGUAUAUAUACAAGAUAUAUACGCGAAUAAUGUGACCUGGGAUAAUAAAGAAAAGGAUGAAAAAUAUAAAUUAUUUGAUCAUCUUUGUUUAGAUCAGCCUGUGCACAUACAUUUGCAUAUAUGUACGCACACGCACAUGUUUGUAAAUUACAUAGCUCCUCUAUAAGUAUACAUAUAUAUCAAAUACAAGAGGCGAGAGUCGGUAGAAACGAAACGCUGAGAUGUUUCUCUUGGAUUUGGGAACAUGGUAAAAUACAUAGAAAUAUAGAAGAAACACGCGAAAUCGUUUUCAAGAUAAAAACGACUCGCCAACUUUGAAAGAAAUAACUCGAUGCAAAAGAAAAUCCUGUUCAUUGUCUUUCAAGGUAUUGUGUUCUACGUAUUUUUCGUAUCUUCCAGCCAAAGACAGACGCUCCAGCGUUUUGUUUUCAUUGACUCACCCGGUCGAAGUGUACAAUCGAUAUCGCGUCGAUUUUUUUGUACGUUCGUGCGCAAUUCUCAAAUAUUUGUUCGAUGAUCAGAAUGAUAAUUUCUUAUUGCGCAAAAACUUAGGUGAUACAACUCAUGUACCAUAUGAUUAUUAUUGCGCUGUCGAUGUAUUUAUUAAGACGAAUGUGUAAAUAAAAACCGAGCCGCCUAAUGCUACAAUAUACGAAGGAACGGAAUUCGUCGGUAGUUAAUCGCUACGCAUCGACUUGCUAAUUUCCCUUUUCUUUAUGUUUCUCUUCCUCUGUUCUUUUUUCUUACACUUCCACUCGCGCAUCACAAGUAGACGCAAAAACGCGCUUCUCGUCGAUGUACACUUGAUAGCGAUCAAGUAUACAUUUUACUGUAUGCUCAAUUUGUAACACAAUGGUGAUAGUAAAACAUAUAUAUAUACAUAUAUA